AUGAGCACCAGUGAGUCCGAUGGGGAGCAGCCGGAACUUGUGACAACAGUGAUCGGUCUAGACAAGAACCAUCUGCUCGAUCGUGGGGCCUUUACUGCGGAGCAGAUUUUAGCGAUAAUAGCUAGUAAAGGUGGAAAGAAGGCAAACGCAGGAAGCAAAAAUGAGGCGCGCAUCUACUCCGACUGCAUACACUUCGAACUCACCAGAAAUGAGAUGAAGUUGCCCGACAUCGACUAUGAAAACAUAGUGCAGUUUGUGGUCCUGCCGGAUUAUCCUGAUGUCUGUUUCAUUCUCUCCAAAAAGCGUGCCCAAGGACAAUAUCUGGUUUUCCGAUUUGAAAAACCAAAGCAAAUCGCUACAUUUAAGAGGCUUGUGAAACGUUACAAUAGUCGAGUGCUAUUUGAGCCAGCAGAACCAGCUUCUGAAAACAGUGACGAUAGUCAGCGAUCGCCGUCACCAGCGAGGAAACCAAUUGUGCUUCAAAAGCCACCUGCCAACCAUUAUUCACGACCGACUAAGAAGUCUUCGGAGCCUACACUGACAACAACCUAUGUCACUAACUGUUGCCCCAAAGAAAAUCGGCCUCCAUGCAAGCAUAAGUGCCAUUGUGGAUGUAAUCGCCGUUCUCGCACUCAAGAAGUGCAAACGUCACCUUUUUUGUGUCCGUGCUCUCACCACGCAAAAAACGCCAAGGCAAACGGAAUAAAUGUCGGUCCAAAUGACGUCCAGCCUGCUAAGGCUACAAUAUUCGUUGCAGUCCAGACAGAUCCCGUGUGUCACAGCCACCACCGCCAGAAGUCGUCAUGCCUGAAAGCCGACAAAAGCCCGGUUCAUAGAAAACCCCAACCUAUUCCGUUCACGCAGCCACUGCAACCCUCAAAAACGACCCAAACAAAGCCCAAAUGCACUUGUAAGCACUCAGAAAGAAUUCAAGCUGGACCUAUUCGACGUUCCCCGUCGUUUAGGCGUCCUUGCAGAUGUUCAAAGUCGCGGCAACCAGUGGAGAGUGAGAUAGUUCAGGCUGAGGCCUCGUCUUCCUUCUCCGGUUCUUCUUCUCCUGCUCCUUCUCCCUUUUCCGAUUCGAGCUCGGAAACCUCCUACAAGAUCUACACUGCCCAUAUUGAUCGCAAAUGUGCGUCACAGAUCAUGGGAGAAGAUUAUGAAUGGCCGCGGACACACCGCGGCUUUGACGUCAAACCGUACGUAAGACAUCCUCGCAGAGUUGGAGGGGACUAA
Dibothriocephalus latus is the source of this 1236-nucleotide messenger RNA. NCBI's taxonomy places the organism in Eukaryota, Metazoa, Platyhelminthes, Cestoda, Diphyllobothriidea, Diphyllobothriidae. The record is from the annotation of a GenBank genome assembly.